CUCUUGCCCGACUCCGAGAUAUGCGUCGAUGAGAAUUGCCGGGUUAUCGUGGCAUCUUCGCGGCUCUGCUUGCUUUCGAGGAAACAACAAUACUCUGCGUUUGAAGGGCCUUUGUCCCCAAGGCGUUUUUCAUUCUCAAAAUCUGUCUAUAUAAAGAUCGGACCUUCUGCUGGGCUUUGUCACCUACUCAUUAUCGUCCAUAUACUCUGCAAGCCUUCUCAUGGUCACAAGAACCACCAGUCUCUAGGACGCACACUCACCAGAAUGUCAUCGUAUGCAAGACCUCCGAGCCACAGCGCCAUCCAAGCGAUUUUCGAGCGGAUUGACGCUGACUCGGCGGCGGGGCGUAGUCCCAUCCUCUACGAGGAUGAAAUUCGGCGUCAUAUAGGCGCAAGGGUGCGGGGUGUGGGCGAGCGGUUGCUUCGAAUGGAGGGGGCAGACGUGGAGUUCCGCAGCGGCUGCAUUACUGCACGCAACAUCGGCGACCGGCCAAUCAUUGAGGCCAUCCUCAUCCAAUCGAGAGGCGUCCCACCGGUGCGGCCCUGCAAUUGCUGUAGGAACAAUCGUUCCCCGCGCACGUUCCCCACGUGCCUCCAUGUGCCUGAUCCCCUGACGUUCCAGGGCAUCUGCGGCAACUGCAAGGCCUCGGGUCGGCCGUCGAGGAACUGCGACGCCAUGAGCUCUUUCUUUGAGAUGGAACAACACCAAGCACACAUGGUUCAGACAUUGCAAGGCCCGGCGGACGAGGGCAAUGCUUCCCAGCUUCCGAACGGCCUUCCCAACGGUCUCCCAGACGGCGGUUCGCAAUCGGACUAUUAGCUUCUGGAUCUGGCGUUCUUCAGCGUUCUUGCAGUGUCUUUAAUCAUUAAAGUAUAAUUAAUCGACCACCUGAAACAACUUCCACCUUCGAAUUGUAUAUAAUUGAUGCAACCCAUGGCUGUUACAGUAAAAGCACCCUAGGGUUCAUGUUCGGC
This is a messenger RNA of Aspergillus aculeatinus CBS 121060, 974 nucleotides long. RefSeq names its product DUF3716 domain-containing protein. The transcript has a single exon. Lineage: Eukaryota; Fungi; Ascomycota; Eurotiomycetes; Eurotiales; Aspergillaceae. The record is from RefSeq and is a predicted model, not a curated record. Bases 265 to 819 code for a protein of 184 amino acids.